AUGCAAUCUUCUGCCGACGAGGACGAGACCGACCCGUUCGAACUGCACUUUGCGAAUCCGGAUGAGGACGAGCUGAGCAACAAAAUCAAAGCUGCCCAGGAGAACAGUUGGACGCCUCAGAAGCUGUCACCAAGCGCAGACUACAAAAUGACCGGCCAGUACCCAGGAAACUUCACUCCAAGGCAUGUCCCAGGAGUGGAAGGGCUCGUUGACAAGGGAUUCAAUAUAAAACCGCGGCUUUCAGAAGCGAGUCGAAAGCUUCUCAAGAAGGCUACGGCUCUGGAACAAGCACUUUUUCCCAUCAUCUUCGAUAACCAAGACCUCCUUUUCGGAGCUCGCACACCCUCAAACGCAGAUCGACUGCGAAAUUUGGUCUCUCUUCAUGCCCUCAAUCACCUGUACAAAACCCGUGACCGCAUCAUUAAAAACAACACCAAACUCGCCCGCGAUAAAACAGGCAGCCUCGAACUCCGCGAUCAAGGUUUUACUCGUCCUAAAGUUCUCAUCUUGACCGCCACACGGUCUGCUUGCUACAAGAUUGUGCAAGCCAUGCUCGCCAUUGCCUCUCCAGAGCAACAAGAAAACAAGAAACGCUUCGAAGACGCCUUCAUCCUCGACAACCCCAUCCCGUCCGACCGCCCAGCGGACUACAUCGACCUCUUCGCCGGCAACAAUGACGACGAGUUCCGCGUCGGCAUGAAAUUCACGCGCAAAACGGUCAAAUUCUUCUCCAAAUUCGCAAACUCAGACAUCAUCCUCGCCUCCCCACUCGGACUCCGCCGCUCGCUCACCACGACAGACAAAAAGGGCAGCCCGCCAAACACCGACUUCCUCAGCUCCAUCGAGAUCUGCAUCGUCGACCAGGCCGACGCCCUCCUCAUGCAGAACUGGGACCACCUCACCCACAUCUUCACCCACCUCAACGCCCUUCCGCGCAACCCGGCCGGCACGGACUUCAGCCGCGUCCGCAACUGGUGCCUCAACGCCCACUCCCCCUUCCUCCGCCAGACCAUCCUCCUCGCCGCCUACCUCACCCCCGACCUCAACGCCCUCUUCACCGCCCACAUGCGCAACAUCGCCGGCCGCGUCAAAAUCUGCCCGGCCAACUACCCAGGCCACCUCGCCGUGCCCAUGCCCAUCAAGCAAACCUUCAACCGCAUCGCCGCGCCCUCUCCCCUCGCCGCCCCCGACACCCGCUUCGCACACUUCUGCACCGCCAUCGUGCCCGCCCUAGCAGCACGCAGCAAGCGCGCCUCCGCCAACAGCAGCACCACCGCCGCCGGCACCCUCGUCUGCGUACCCAGCUACUACGACUUUGUGCGCCUGCGCAACUUCUUCGCCACCUCCACCGCCGCGCAAAACAUCUCCUUUGGCGCCAUCUCGGAGUACUCGUCCCCGACACAGGUGCGACAGGCGCGCUCGCAUUUCGGCACAGGCCGGUUCUCCGUGCUGCUGUACUCUGGGCGCGCGCACCACUUUCAGCGGUAUCGCAUCCGGGGCGUCCGGUCGGUGGUGUGGUAUGGGGUGCCGGAUAAUGCGGUGUUUUAUGGCGAGGGGCUGGAGAUGGUGCUGGCGAGUGUGGAGAAGGGGGUUGUGGGGGUCGGGGAGGCGCGGGUGCGGAUGCUGUUUACGAGGUGGGAUGGGCUGGGGCUGGAGAGGGUUGUGGGGAGUGAGCGGGUGAGGGGGAUGGUUGGGGAGGCGAUGGGGGAUGUUUUUGAGUUUGUGUAG
Pseudovirgaria hyperparasitica is the source of this 1728-nucleotide messenger RNA. Its product is annotated as DUF1253-domain-containing protein. The record is from RefSeq and is a predicted model, not a curated record. Gene Ontology annotation, cellular component: nucleolus; small-subunit processome. The coding region runs from base 1 to 1728 and encodes 575 amino acids. The transcript has a single exon. Gene Ontology annotation, molecular function: U3 snoRNA binding; rRNA binding. Gene Ontology annotation, biological process: maturation of SSU-rRNA from tricistronic rRNA transcript (SSU-rRNA, 5.8S rRNA, LSU-rRNA). Lineage: Eukaryota; Fungi; Ascomycota; Dothideomycetes; Acrospermales; Acrospermaceae.